AUGUUUCUUGACAUUGCAUUCUUUUUCAAAGAUGAAAACAAAGACUUGGUCACAAGGAUACUAAAUACCUUUGAUUUCAAUGCAACUAAUGGAGUAGAAAUCCUAGAAAAUAAAGCUCUUAUAUCCAUUUCAAACAGUAAUACGAUACAGAUUCAUGGCUUACUACAAAAUAUGGCAUUUGAUAUAGCUCGACAAGAAGAUAAUGAUCGAGGAAAGCGUCGCCGACUGAAAGAUGCUAAAGACAUUUGUGAUUUACUUAGAAAUAACAAGGGCAUUGAUGCAGUUGAAGGAAUAAUAUUAGACUUGUCUCAAAAUCUAGAUUUAGAAGUUCAAGCUGACACAUUCAACUUGAUGACUGAAUUAAGAUUUCUGAAAUUCCACGUCCCCAAAGGUAAGAAGAAAUUGGGCACGGUGCAUCUUUCUAAAAAUUUUAAGCUAUUUUUUGACAAAUUGGCAUACCUUGAAUGGAAUGGGUAUCCCUUGAAGUCUCUCCCAGAACCUAUUCGUGUUGAGCAGCUGAUUCAGAUUUGUUUGCCGCACAGCAACAUUGAACAUCUUUGGUUCAAGAAACAGAAACUUACGAAUUUAGAGGCAAUCGACCCAAGUGGGUGCAAAAAGUUGAAGAACCUCCCUGAUUUGUCUGGCGCGCCAAAACUCAAACAGUUGAGCCUUUCUGGUUGUGAAGAAUUACUUGAAGUUCAGGCUUCUGCUUUUUCUAAGGACACACUUGUUACUUUGCUACUGGAUGGGUGCAAAAAAGUGCCAAGUCUUAUGGGUGAGAAGCAUUUAAAAUCUCUAGCAAACUUCAGUGUCAAAGGUUGUUAUGGUCUGAAGGAAUUUUCAUUAUCUUCGGAUGCACUAAGAAGGUUGGAUUUGAGCAAUACAGGAAUCGAAAUAUUGCACCCAUCAAUUGGUGGUAUGACCAAGCUUUAUUCGUUAAAUCUAGAAGGUUUAAAUCUAACAAGUCUACCGAUUGAAUUGUCUUACUUGGCACUUACUGAACUUCGGGUUUCUAAGUGCAGUGUAGUAACCAAAUCAAAGUUAAAAGCCCUAUUUGAUGGUCUGAGCUCACUAAGAUUACUACACUUGAAAGACUGUGGUAACUUGUUUGAACUCCCUGCAAACAUUAGUUCUUUAUCAUCAUUGCAAGAGUUAAGACUAGAUGGAAGCAAUGUGAAGGAGUUGCCUGCUAGCAUCAAAGACCUCUUAGAGCUAGAAGUUCAGUCUUUAGACAAUUGCAGUAAGCUUCAAUGUCUGCCAGAACUGCCUUUAAGCAUCAAAGAGUUUCAGGCUGGCAACUGCUUGUCGUUAACGACAGUAUCCACUUUGAAGACUUUUUCAGUAAACAUGAUUGGACAGAACAAAUACAUUUCGAUAACGAAUAGCAUUAAGAUGAAACUGGAUGGACCCUCCCUUGCCUGCAUGACGGAAGAUGCCAUGUUAACAAUGAAAAGUGCUGCCUUUCACAAUGUAUUAGUGAGAAAGUACAGAUUCCAAACCCACAGCUACAAUUAUAACAGCGCCGAGGUAUGUCUGCCAGGACACAGAAUUCCAAGUCAGUUCAAACAACGAUCCACCACAUACGCCUCCUUAACUAUUGACGUUCUCAACUGGGUGGGCUUCAUUUUAGCAGUUGUUGUUAUUCCAUCUAACAUAACACAAGAGGGUGAAUACUUUGUUGGAAUCCUAUGUCAGUGCUAUUCGGAAGAUGGAAGGACGGAAGUGGGAAAUAAGUCUAAGUGGAAGCCUAAACUGGUUACAGAUUUGGAAAUGGAUCAUAUUUUUGUAUGGUAUGAUCCAUUCCUUUGUGACACCAUACUCAGAAGGAAUGAAAGAAAGGUUUCUUUUAAAUUCUAUAUUACAACUUAUACAACUAGUGGCAGAGAACUUGGUGACCUUUUAAAAAUCAAAGAGUGUGGGGUUUGUCCAAUUUACUACUCAGAAAGUCAGAAGGUUUUAGGCACAGGGAAUUUAGACAAGGACUUGGAAAAAGAGUUGUAUCAGGAAAUUGAACAUGAGAGAUCAGUUGAAGGCUAUGAUGAGGGAGAAGGCAUUGAUAUUGAACCAAAUGACAAGGAAGGCACGAGCAUACAGAACCAAGAGUUGGACUGUUUAAUCGUCUCUAAAGAUACUCAGGUACAUGACGAUCCUCAAGAGAAAGUAAAUUUGAAAGAUGAUGAUAAUUCCAAAGAAUUGAUGAAAUCUGAGAUUCUUCAUUAUAGUACUUCUUUGAAGUCUGGAGAGGAAGAUUCUACUGAAGGAAGUUCUGAUGCAAAAUUGUCAAUCAAUAAAGAAAUUAAGAGAGACGACUCUUCUGGUGUUGAUGAAUCACACUCUUCUACUUUUCCAACAAGAUUGAGUUUAACAAACAAGUUGAAGAUAUACGAGGAAACUAAAAAUCUUAAACCAUCACUACCAUCAUUAGUGAAGAUUCCAUCUCCUUCUUAUACUAAUUUGUUACAACUACAAGAAGCUCCCAGCAAACUAAUCCCAAACUCCUCAAUGGAUGCUGAAAGUUCUUCAAGUAAACCUUCUUCUUCAAAGGGUCAAAUAAGAACUGAAGAAAACUCUUCAAAAUUAAAGAAAUUGAGUACUCAAGAACAUUCUCCUGUCGAUUAUUCUGAAUACAAGAAAACUCUUGAAGAAGACCCUUGGGCAAUCAUAGAGAAACUCUUAUGUGAUGAACAUGGUAGUACUUCACAGGCUUCUCAAUCUACAACACAAGCAGAAUCUACUGAAACUCCGAACGAGUCAAUCGAGAAGCUGCUUGAUGAAUUACGAGAAUUGGCAUUUUCUAAGAACUUAUUGAAAAAUUUAAGCAAUGAUGUGACCCUUGAAGAAGAGGUAAAAGCUUUAUUAGUUAAACUCAAUGAUAGAGCUAAUGAGCUUUCUGUGAAACAAAAUUCUGGUAUUACUGAUUUCACCACAUUCUUUAAUAAAUCCACGGUCAAUAUUGAUGAAGAAAAACGGAGCAAUGUUACUCUUCAACAACUUAAUGUGGACGAUGCAGAUUCAAGAGCCAAGCUUCAAGAAUCUCAAAACAAAAUAAAGAAGUUCAAAGAGUCCAUCGUUGCUGGUGAGGAUAAGAUUAAGGGGGCCGGAGUGCGUCGAUAUUGUGCUGUUGCAGAAGCAGUUGAGUUGUCGCUCGCGGUCGCCGGCGUGUCGUCGGAGGCCAGUCAAAUAAUGGAUUUGGAAUGA
Messenger RNA from Vicia faba (fava bean), 3198 nucleotides. NCBI's taxonomy places the organism in Eukaryota, Viridiplantae, Streptophyta, Magnoliopsida, Fabales, Fabaceae. The record is from the annotation of a GenBank genome assembly.